GAAAACCUGAAUUCACCCGAAAUCCAAUACGGUCACACACCUGCCUCAGCACCUGGUUUCGUUUGAAAAAAUCCAUCCAAAAUGAGUAAAUACAACUCAAAGUACCUCGAGGAGAAGCUCAAGAGGGAACUGCAGGCGGAGUACGUGAGUGUAACGGACGAAUCGGACGGCUGUGGCGGCAAAUUCAGCGCCGUAAUCGUGACUCCAGCCUUCAACGGCAAGACCCUGCUGCAAAAACAUAGAUUAGUGAACUCGACGCUGGCCGAAGAACUGAAAGAAAUCCAUGCAUUCUCCCAAAAAUCGUACACGCCCGAAGAGUGGGAGAAAGUGAAAGCCCAAUAGUAGUACCAAAACACCAAAAACAACAUCAUACACAUACAUACAACAACAAACACAAGCCCCAAUAACCUGUUGUUCGUUUGUUGGUAGUUGCGCUUUUGCGUGUGACGAGAUCCGAUCGAAGAAACGAAACCCGAAAAAACGCCAGUCGAACAAAGAAAGUGAAAGGGAAAGCACAGGAAUCGCACUCAGCUUCAGGAGUUACCAAAUAAACAACGCAAACGAUCCGCUAAAUGCAUACGUUACAUAAAAAACACCAAUAAAAGUUUAAGUGCUCUCGA
This is a messenger RNA of Drosophila subpulchrella, 620 nucleotides long. Its product is annotated as bolA-like protein 2. NCBI's taxonomy places the organism in Eukaryota, Metazoa, Arthropoda, Insecta, Diptera, Drosophilidae. The coding region runs from base 82 to 342 and encodes 86 amino acids. Gene Ontology annotation, cellular component: nucleus; cytosol. Gene Ontology annotation, biological process: intracellular iron ion homeostasis. The record is from RefSeq and is a predicted model, not a curated record. The transcript has a single exon. Gene Ontology annotation, molecular function: 2 iron, 2 sulfur cluster binding.